Molecule: messenger RNA, 5306 nt
Organism: Osmerus eperlanus (European smelt)
Lineage: Eukaryota; Metazoa; Chordata; Actinopteri; Osmeriformes; Osmeridae
Gene: ajm1
Product: apical junction component 1 homolog
Exons: 2
Coding region: 255-3548 (1097 amino acids)
Biological process (GO): cell-cell junction organization
Cellular component (GO): apical junction complex; plasma membrane
Source: RefSeq, a predicted model, not a curated record
CUGGGUGUAGUAGAAGAGUAUCCCGAUGUGGAUGGUGCAGUGCAUUGCGUAGCAUUCUUCAGUGAGGACAGGCGCCUUUUAAACGCUAAUAGGGAUUAUAGUUUCACCUCCGGAAAUGCCCGAUGUCGUCAUUGGGAACACGCAGUAGAAUUGCUUUCCUAUCGAAAAUGGAAAAGCAUGCUCUUCUAUGGACUAAAGCGGGAAUAUCAACCUUACAACAAUUUGAUGGGGGAAACUAGAAGAGUCCCUUUAAGAUGACACGCACAGACCCACCUGACAUACUGGUAUCAACUGUGUAUCAAGAUAUAAAAGUUAAUCUAAUUUCUUCGCACUCAAAAGCCUCUCCUCUCUCUAAACAAUGUGAUUCCCCAAACCACAACACACUGGAGGACAAUCAGGAUAACGUCAACAAGAGGCACUGUCGUACCUUUGACUACAAGUCACUGGAGUACCCCAAAUCCACCAAAUCUUCAAUGGAAUACCCAUACAGGAAGGCUGACAGGCAUGCAGCCCAUCCAGAUGUUGCCUGGAAUGCAUUGGGCCGCCAGCAGGUAUACCGCUUUUCUGCACCAGACAUUUUCAGCCAUAGACUCACCCCUCAACCACUAACCACAGAGAUGGCACGGGAAGAGGUUGUACCUGAGCAAAAGAGAAGGGCCAGAUCAAAAAGUGCCACCCGAGUUCAGACCAACCUCACGCCUCUCUCUUUUGAAGGCUCCCCAUCCAUGGGAAGAAGAGGCAGGGAGGCCCAACGGGCUCCACGGAACCCUAACUGGAGACCUGAGGUAUCACCACGUAGGGAGUCCUCCUACGCAGCAACCAGGGCUCUCAUGCAUGAGGUGCAUCCCAUAAAGCUGCAGCCCCAGAGGGCCGAUGUAAGCCACUAUUCGCCUUUCUAUGUUGCAGACAAUGCAGAAGAGGGAGGGCCAGACAAGCCAGCAACAAGCCCUCAUGUCAGGUGUCGGGUAGACAUCAAACCGGACAUGGCCAUCCCGAAACAUUCUGGACGAAAACCUGUGACUGCCAGAGUUGACAUACCCUGGCAGAGGUACCAUAGUACCGGAAGUAGAAGUUUGACAGUGCCUCGCCAUUUCUCCACGUCAAGGACACCAACUCCCACUGACUCAUUCAGUGGAGAGUACAGGCAAGCAUACCAGUAUUCCCACAGCAUGCCAAAUAGUUACAUUCAGCCAAUGGAGAUCCCUCUGCAAAGAAUGCCUUCGUCUGGUGAUUAUUAUGGUAGGGAACGCAGGGCACAUUCCAGCCCCAAUGUGCCAACCAAGUUCUUUUAUGCAGAUGACCCAGGAAGGUAUGUGGCCAUUGCCCCUACUAAGCCAAGGACUUACUAUCAGGAGGAAUGCUACGACAUACAUAGUCAAAAUCCUACUCCCAAAGUGCAGUAUGUCCAGGAUCCAAGGACUCGAAUGGUGCACACUGUACCUACCCGAUCAUAUUUUUCUGAAUUAGAGCCUUACCCAUACCAAGUGCAAGCUGCAUAUUCAAAGGCAUAUACAGCAAGUGAGCCAGGGACAUAUAUUAUCCAGACACCACCAACAAGAACAUUAUUUGGGGAAGAUCCAAGGACUUAUCAACUUCAAACAGGGCCACCAAGAAUUUUCUAUGCGAAUGGCAUGUAUACAACCCCACCAGAGCAUCACAUUCCGGCAAGGGCAUAUUACACAGAGCGUCAUAAACGUGCACAAGUUGUUCAGCAACAACCAGACGACUGGUAUGGCUCGGAUGCAUCUGGUUAUUCCACCCAUCCAGCAUCAUAUGUCUCCCAGGUCACUCCAACCAGAGUUAGGCAAGAGACAAUGCCAACACCUUGGUAUGCUAAUCCAUGCAUGGAGCCACCACGAAUUGGUACUGACGGAAGACCGUACUCAAGGUCUUGGGACAAUAUUCUCAACUCUCGAGUGGAGAGGGAGCAGCCCUUGCCUGUUCAGAGAGGUCGAAGUUAUGAAAACCUUCUUGCUCAAGAGAAGCGAAAUUCUGCCAUGGAUGAUAAACCACAGCCGGUGGUUGUUAAUCUUUCAACUUCACCAAGACGUUACGCAGCUUUAUCCUUGUCUGACAAUUCUUUAAUUGAUAAGAGUCCAACUGAAACAGCAAAGAGCACAGCCAGCAAACUUUGGUUUGUCACUCCUGAGAUCACCAUAACUGAUAAUGACAUUAGACCAGGCAACCUCAGAAAGUCUGAAGGACGAUCUGCUAGUUGGGAUGUGCUGGACUCAAGAACUGCUGUGUCUCAAGAAGCUACUCAGCUAGAAACAAUGUCCUGCUCUGUGGACUCCACCAAAGAAAAGACACACAACAGCGCCUCACUCCAGCAAAGCCUGGAGCAACUCGAUGAGCUACUCGCAGACCUUGUUACUGACUACAAGCCUCCCACUCGGAGAGCAAGUGAAGACCUUCUAGACCAACUCAAGAAAUUGAUUGAUGAAGAAGAGGCAGCAUCUCUUUCCAGAAAGGGCUCAAAGGCAGGGUCAGAAGAACCAGGACCACUAGACAAGCAGCCCACCUCUAUACGAAUUAAUCCUGAUGCACUUCGAGACAUAGACGGUGGCAGCGAUGCCAUGAGGAGUGCAGAUGAAUGUUCUCCAGAUCAGAGUCCGGAUGAGGAUGACACCAUGAUGUGUUCAAACAACAAAUGCAGAAGGACAGAGACCUUAUUCAAUGCUUGUCUCUACUUCAAAUCCUGUCACAGCUGCUAUACCUACUAUUGCUCACGCAAUUGUCGCAGGGAAGAUUGGGACAUUCAUAAAGAAAGUUGUCUGUACGGACGAAUCGGCAGCGUGUGCCGUCACAUCAUUAAGCACUGCCGCGAGACUGUCGAGGUGCACAAAGCCUUCUCCCGCAUUGCCAAAGUGGGCUUUCUUUCCAGAGGAAGAGGAGUCCUUUUCUUGGGUUUUCCAAACCCAGGGUCAUCCAGUAACUUCCUGCAACAUGGCCUAGAAAGUCUCUUAAUGUCCCCUACUUACUUGUCCCUUCGAGAACUGGACAGCUUCAAGGACAACCUGGGGGAGUAUUGCAAGGAGCUCCAAGAGGCUGGUACAGAGUACGACCCAAAUGAAUGUUUCCUUUUGAAUGUAUCCAUUGCAGUCGGUGACCAGUUGCCUGAUGGACCAUCGCCAAGGAACCAAGCCCCAACCGUCAGAAAAUAUGCCAAGGUGGCUCUGGCAUCCUUUAGCCCAGAGAGGAAGGUUCACAAGAAAGAAAGUGACAUGGAAACAUUGAUCCUUACACCACCACCUGGCACAGCUGAUAUUGACAAAGAGGGAGAAGAGGGCAGGAAGGCCAGAGAAAUCUGCUUUAUCAACAUCCAACGGGAGCUAAGAAUCCGAGGUGUUUUCUUACGCCACGAAUAUCCACAGGUCUAUCAGCAGCUUUGCGAGUUUGUGGAAAGCAACAGAAGGUUCACGCCUACAACCAUUUAUCCUAUUGACAAGAGGACAGGUAAGCAGUUCAUGUGCAUGAUCAUGGCUGCCUCUGAGCCUAGAACACUCGACUGGGUAGGCACCCCCCAUCUUCUUGAUGACAUUAUUUAAGUGCACCUUUUGUUGUAAAUAUAUAUGUAUAGAAAUACAUAUAUAUUGUUAUACAUAUCUAUAUAUCAAGCCUAUUUAUUAUAAAUGUUUGUAGAUAUGUAUUUUAUUAUUGAAGAAACUCAUGUCUAUGAUGCCAGUAUUAUUUAUUAUCAGAAUAUUGGACACAUGCAAAAUGAGUAGUACAUACUUUUAAAAAGGAAUACGCCAUUUAAUUACUUUUUCACUACAUGAAUGAGAGGCCAAGUCAUUCCCAAACUCUGCAUUAAUCAUGUUGGGGUUUUGCCCAUCAUUUUUCCAUUUUGAUUUAAUAAGAACUAUAAAUCAUUAUUUUAUCCAUUCUUGAAAUUAUUGGAAUGGUAGUCCUUUCCUGUGAUGAAAAAACUAAGUGACUUUUGCAUAAUGGAUCACUCAUGGUAUGGCUAUUGGUAUAUUAUUUUCUUAGCUACACAAACACUUUCUAUGCAAAGUAUGGGUUAACUGAUCACAUUCCUUUUGCUGUUGACAACCAUAACAUGAAGAAUUGUACGGUUUUGAUUACAUUAUAUUAUUAUGACAUACCACAGCACAAAGCUACUCCCCUGAAAAUUACAUUUUUGUUUGAAAUUAAAAUGAGAUUGGAAUGAUCGGGAUAAUGUGUUCCUCAAAAUGAGUAAAAAACGGAAAGUUAGCUACUCUUAUCCUUUUAAAGGGUAGCUGCACUAUCACUGCAUACUGUAGAUGGUAGUGUUGUAAAUUAACUUAUUCCUUUAAGUGAUUUUACUGAUGUGACUUUCAACUUGAAGUUUAAUUCAGUGGUGCUUUAAUGUUUUCUUGGUAGAAUUACUGGAGCAAUAUUUGACAAAAACGUGUAGAUUAAUGAUGGGUCGGUUGUCUGCCACACACAUUAGGUGUUCGCUUAUACUGUUAAAUUUGAAACACUGUGAAUAGAAAAAAGUUUAAUGUUCAUCCACUUUAGACAAAAUGGUUAGUGCACUACUGAUAAAUCAUGCAAUUUCCUUUAAGCUAGUUAUCAGUUAUUAUAAUAGCUAUACUUUCUCUUAAGUACAAUAUAUAAACUCGUAAGUGAGAUUUGCAGGUACAGUUUUUGUCCUUAAAAAAGGUGAGCCAAAUCUGGCAAGUUUAUCUGUAUGGUAUGUAAAGUUUAAAAUGCUUGAAAAUGAUGUUAGUUGUGUAUUUGUGCCACACUAGUUCUAUUAUGUUUGUAAUUUUUGGGGGGAGAGAAAACAUGAAACCUAAGAAAGGUUAUAUUGCCUCAUGUUUGAUAUGUUAUUUAGCCUCAUUGGAAAAUAUGUUUGGUACACAGCUACACUUUGUCAACCGCUAACAAGCUAACCGUAGCUUAUUGUCAAGCUUUUUGUUUUUGGAUUGACAUAAAUAGAGUAUGCAUCAUUUAUCAACACUUCCUAAAGACAAACUACUGUUGAGCCUGUAGCACAGAUAUAUUUAUGUUAUACUUUUUGGCUGACUAAAUGUACAAAUGCAAGAAGAAACUUACUGCACGUAAUUCUAUUUUUAUUCUCAGAUUUUAUCAUAGCAUUGAUAAUAACCUGCUCGAUUAUGUAAUUUUUUAUAGUUGUAAACAAUGCUAUACAGGAUAUUUUCAUUGUCAGCCAUUCAAGUGAAAAUGUGAGAGUGAAGAAAAUGAGAAGACCUCAAAUUAAAAUAUCUAGAAAAGGUUAUUGUAUUUUUUCUACCUUUCUUCAUAUGUGUCUGAUUGUGUGCUAUUUAUAAUAUAUAUCUAAUAAAUGACAUGGGAAC